GCCGGACCGAGGAGCGUCAUUCCUUCCCCGCGAUCCACCAAAGGGUCGAAGAAAGAAGAGGUCGGGGUCCGUGCCAGCUGUUCAGCCCGCGAUCUUUGGACUCCUUGGUGCCCCAUCGGUGCUCCGUCUAGAACACGGGAUUUCCUGGUGCUGACCAUGUCGAUCAUCACCGGCUGCUUUCGACGUUUAACGGACGCUUCCACCAGAACCGAGCUGAAGGGGUACAAAGUAACAGACGUGAACCGCACGCGGAAAUUCGGCGUCGCCUGCAGGAGCCUUCAGGAGCUGAAGCGGAAAGCUUGCGCGAAAUUAAACGUGACAAAUGACCUUGCCGAAGUCAACGUCUUCCUGCUGGACGGUUCGCUGAUCGACGAAGAGUAUUUUUCAACGCUGGAACCUCAGUCUACUCUCAUUAUACAGAAGCCCGGUGAAAAGGUGUUAACAGACGCCGACCUGCUGUACGAUACCUUGAGGCGAGUCAACAUCGAUUUCCUGACUGCCGCCGACAAGGCGUCCAAGUUCCUCACGGAGCACCUUAAGACGAAGGUCGCUAUUCUGAAUAACGCGCUGAACAAGGACGAUUCGAAGACGGCGUUCAGCAGCAGGGAGGAACAUCCGGAAUGGUUUCGGGGAUUGGAAACCAACUGCACUACCAAGGAAGCAUACAUGCAUCGCAGAUGUCAAGACAGGAUACGCAACUACCUCUACAAAACCAUCGACCAAAUCAAAUCCUCCGAGACGUUCGCGAAGGACCCCCGAGCCAGAAAGCAACUACUGUACGCCAUAGCCUUCUUCAAAAUGCAGCUAAAAGAGGAUCACUACUUCGGCCACUAUUUCGACAGAAGUCGAGCAAAAAUCGAGUCGUUGGAAAACGUCGACGAAAAUGACUCCGCGGUCUGCUACGAUCAUUGUCCCUGUAGGCUCGACACUUUGGACGGCAGCACGUACUUCCGUUUGUUCGGAACGAUGAACCAGUCCUGUGUCGAUGGUCCAAGGAAGAAGGACACUGACAAAAUCUCGAAAACGGAAACGAAAAGUGAGGAAGAAGAUGCGGAGGACACUUGUCCGUAUUCUGUUAGGAGGAAUGAGAGAGUGUCCUGUGUGGCGAUGUGCGAUCACAAGGGUGAAUUUAAGUGCUGUGGUGUUUGGAACGCGGAGAAGUGCUCUUAUGGAGAGAGGCACAGAAUCAACCCUUAUAGAUCGAGGGAGGAGCUCAUACUGUUUUCUACGUGGAAUUUUGAUCAUAAAAUCGAGAGAUCCAGAACGUUGAUCCCGCUCCUCCUAAAGCUAACGUCUCAAGGAAUCGCCAGCGAGACGGAUAUCCUGGACAUCUAUGACAAUCUCUUCACCAUGAAGAACUUGAGGCUGGUGCACAUCGUGUGCCACGACAAGGGCUCGCACAAAUAAUUUAAUUUACUUUACUAACUUAUCGGGGACGUGAGAAGAUACGUAGAACAACCUUUGAACAUGAAUCUAACUGUUCGUAUGAAAACGUACCUACUUGUAAACUGCUGUUGAUAGUUGAUAGAUUUAAACGUUUAUUAAUGUCGUAUCCUAACAUGAUUCCGUUGCGCCGCAAAAAUAAGCAAUACCGACUAACUAUUUUCUUCUGGCUGGUAGAUUGUAAGUCUUUCCUAGACAACGAUUGUUGUGAUUUUUUAUUGUACUGUGCACAAAUGAAUUUAUUCGUUUAAUGUGUUCACUGACGUGAUGUGGGUUGAAGAUGUGUAUGAAUUUAUAUUGUUGAUGUAAUUAUAAUUAUUAGUUUAACUUGGGGAAUUGGUAUUGAAAAUUGAUAUAUCGAUCGUUGUAGAGGGCACCAGUGACGCCAUGACACCUCUUGACAUUUUCUAACGUUAAUAGAAAUUUUUUUAUGUACUCAUUCUUGUAAUAGUCGUGUAUUUGUAUUAUUUUUGUAAUGUACGUCUUGCUUUCCAAUAUCGCGAAGUAUAUUUUAAGGAAAUUUUAUGAGUCAAAAUUUACCUACUCAAAGUUGAUCAAUCAAGCGUGGAAGAAUGUUAGUACAUUGGGUUCAACAAUAUUAAUAAUACAGUAACAACAUAAGUAAAUUGAAAGUGUAAUCUGCAAAACGAAACAAUCAUUUACCAAAAUAAUGUUUAUAUCAACGUCCACCUAGCUCAUGACAGUGAACACGUUAAAUAGAAAGAAUUAUCGGUAUUGCACUCGUGAUAUGUUACCAGUGUUAGAUGCGAAAAUUCGCAGACCGUGUUAAACCGAUAAAAUAAAAAUUGUCACGAAAUGUUCGAUCCGAUACUCGCUCGGUAAGGAAGGUAGCCGUGGAUAAACACAGACUUUUAGAAAAUCAUAAACGAAAACUUUUUUAACACGUUUUUAAAGACUUCUUUAUGUAUAACUAUUGUAAACUUUCUAUCUUCGUCGAAGCCGGCGAUGUUUAUUCUCCUUCAUGCACAAAAGAGGAUCUCAUAAAAGAGAGCCUCGAUUUAUCGUACAGGGUUGGGCGCAAUGGAAUAAUCGCGGAUCAAAAGAGAAUUUAUCGAGACGGGUCGAUUAGGCUCGUUUAAAGAACUGUUGCUUAAUUUCUUCGAGUUUCGCGAGGAAGCGGAAGGACAGUCCUAAUUUUAGGACGUUAGAGAUUAUCUUUAGAAAGUGUACUCUCUAGAUUCUGAGUAUCUUUCGAAUAUUUUUCAUUCGACUGGUCGAUUAAUGACAAAACCAAAGUUCUGAUAUACAUAUAUAUAUAUAUAUAUACAUAUAUACAUAUUCGUUACGGAAUUUAGAAGAGAUACAUGUGUGAACAUGUGUGUAGAUUUGUACAUCACAGAUUAUUUGUACUCACACUUUAUUAAUUAUAUUGAUUAAUUAUUAGCAAUUGGGAGUAACGAUGAGUAUUAUCAUAUAUUUUGAAAUAUUUUUGUAGCGAAUAAAAUUUUUAAAAAUUAUUUUCUAUGUACACUCGGAGUAACGAUAAAUAUUAUCAUAGAAAAAUAUUUUUGUAGCGUACAAAGUUUAAAAAAUUAUUUUCUAUGUACACUCGGAGUAACGAUAAAUAUUAUCACAGAAAAAUAUUUUUGUAGUGUACAAAAUUUUAAAAAUGAUUUUCUGUUUACAAGGUAAUAUUCAGCUAACACAAUGUGCUAAAAAUAUAAAAUCAUUUCAGCUAUUUUGAAUAAAUCCUUAAAAGUUGCAGUCCUAUUAAUUCACCAUGCAAAAUUGAUUUUUACCCACGUUGGUAAUUUUUAGAAAUUUUAAUCAAUUACCAAAAUUGAUAUUACAAGUAUCCACAAAUAUUUUCAUAAUUUACCAUGAUUUCAUGAUUUACUUUUCAACAAACUAUUCUACUGUGACAGACAUCCAUUCUACACACGUGUACACACGAAAUAUAAAUAUAUACAGAGGUAUUAUACAAGAGAAAUUAUAAGAAUGUUUUAGAGACAUGUGUGAUAUCAAAAGCGCGGGAAAAUCAAGGUUAAAGGCUAGAGUGUCUUUUGCUAAUUUUUUGAAAUGAUUUUACUAGUUGCAAGUUUUAAUUAACGAUGAAUAAAUACUACGGCUAAUGAUUUAGUAUAUUUCAGUUGAAACACCGCCAUUUUCUGUUCGACUGCCGCGGCUCUUUCGUCACGAACGUGUUGAAAAUUGCUGGGCCGUAGAUUUCUUUGUACACGCGAACGAGUCGUUUCUCGUCUUUGACGAGUCCCUGGUAUUUCGUAUACAAAGUAGUUAUGCAAGAUUUUCGUGCAAGCUUUGUUCUUUGGUUCGCGUUUUACCGAGAAGGUAACACGAAAUUGUUCAAGCGAAACAGAGUGAUCGAUAGACGUUUCGUGAGCAUCGGCGGAAAAAUUUGUUUGUAAGAUUCUUAACGAUCGUUAUUCCGAAAGUUUCCAUAACUAAGCAGCGAAUUUAUGGCGGUGAUUUAUUCGUUUUCAACAAUGUACAGUUGUCGAAACUUCCGGAGCUACAUCGUGGAGAUUUAUGGAAUCGAAAAGGAGCAGAAAAUCAAAAUUCGGUCACUCUAAAAGUUUUGAGAAGCGAGGUAUAAAUUUGUUCGAAGAACAGUUUACGAUCACAGUUUACAACCCCGUCCUAUUUGCACACAGGGGUAAAUUCUCAAAACUUUCAGCGUAACCCAGGAAAAAAAGCUGAAAGGCAAUGUUUCGCAGAAGUUUAAUCGGAUUAAAUUAGCGAACUCUCAUAUCCGUUUCACGAAGAGAAAAUAAAAUUCGUGUCUCGAAAUGUAACAUAUACUACAGGGGUGUCUUUGAGACGCUACAACGUUUAUAAAAUUUUAUAUCCGAGAGCUAAAAGUUUUGCGACUACCUUCGCUUUCAUCUUAAAAUUGAACACCGGUCACGGUUUCGAACGACAAAAGAAAAAUUGCAGGCAAAGUGGUGCAUUUAAUCUGUUUGUGAAGGAACGUUGUAGCAACCCUUUAAAGGCACCCUGCAUAUCGUGAUAAGCUCGAACCAAAACAGAGGAGAAUAUUUUUGUGAAAAAACACCGCGUCCAAAGGAACCUGAUAAUGUAUCUCGAUCGACGUGCCAUGCAAAGUGAAACUGUGACAAAAAAGUGCAAUACUUCCUCGUAGGCUACAUGUAAGCAUAGCUAUUUUUCAAUGUAAAACGACUGUGUAGCACUAUUCUAGGGAAAUAUACAUCUAUUUUAGGUACGAGGGGAGGAGGGAGAAGAGAAAAUGUGUCUUCUGUAAUUUUGUUUCAUUCCUG
Messenger RNA from Megachile rotundata (alfalfa leafcutting bee), 4700 nucleotides. RefSeq names its product DNA fragmentation factor-related protein 4 (gene Drep4). Gene Ontology annotation, cellular component: cytoplasm; nucleus. Gene Ontology annotation, biological process: apoptotic DNA fragmentation; apoptotic process. NCBI's taxonomy places the organism in Eukaryota, Metazoa, Arthropoda, Insecta, Hymenoptera, Megachilidae. The record is from RefSeq and is a predicted model, not a curated record. Gene Ontology annotation, molecular function: DNA endonuclease activity.